GCCGGCCGCUCAAUGCGUCAUUACUUAUAAUAACAAUAAACAUACAAUUUAUUUGGUUAAGUAAAAAGUGUUAUAGAUAUAUUUUUAGAUAGCUUUCGGAUAGUGAUGAAGUUUGCGGUACUUGCGCUCUGCGCGCUAGGCGCAGUGAGUGGGACAGAGAAAACAGAGACAAACAACAGGCACCGGCGAGCCUCGGGAACGGAGCUAUUCCUUAGCAUCGUUGGAGAACGACCAAGCGGCAAGAAUCAGAUCAAAUCGUCUCUCCUUCCAGUGCAGCUGCCGAUCCAACUGGGAGGCCAUGGAGGAGUGACUCUACCAAUUCUGGUGCUUCCUGUGCCAGUGUACACCAAUAAUCCAGAUUCCUGCAGCGCCAACCACGGCUCAACGGCUACAUCAACACAGACUCUACCAAAAAUACCAAUCGUACAAAUCCGUCAACAACUCGAAGAAGCUCUAAACCAGCCUGAAACAGUCCAGGAAUCUCAAGAACCAAUCCCUGUACAACCAACUGAAAACACCAACGCACAAAAAGAAGAGAAUACAGUAACCACUCAUCAUCAGCAACAUAAAAGCAACACACAUCAUGAAGUCCAGAGUAAUGUUGCCACACAAUUGAUUCAAAAUCAACAUGAAAGCAACACACAUCAAGUCCAAACCAAUCCAGUAGCCACACAAUUGUUCCAAAAUCAACAUGUAAUCAACACAAAUCAAGAAGCGAUUCAAAUAAAUGAACUACUUCAAGAUAAUGAACCAAAGCAACCUCAACCUGUGAAGACUUCAGCUUAUGCUUCAGCUAAAGUGGUGAUUCCCACUCCAGCUAAUGUGGUUAUACCUAAUGUUCCUCAUAAGGAGAGUUUGAAUUUGAACCUUGGAACGAACAAUAGGGUCAGUUUUAAUGUGGAGCCUCAAGUGCAGGAACCAGUGAGCUUUGAACAGGACACAGCGGAGAUAAUUCCGUUCUCUGAUGGAUCACCGAUUUUUGAAACCUCGGAGCAGAUGAUCCAGAGCUUCCUCCGCCAAAGUCCAGUGGAUCCCCAGGACCCUGCAGUCAUCCCAGACCUGGACCUCCCCGCGCGUCUGCCAGUCACAGCACCUUCAUCUUCCUACGGCGUGCCAAUCACAGCAGCAGCACCAACUAGGCCGGACUUCAACCGAUCUCUACACCUGCGUGUGGAUCUGACUGUACCGAGCUCUAGCUACACUGAAGCUUAUGACAUUCAAUGGCACGCGGAGUCAAACACAGCGAAGACCGUGGUAGAAGAUGGCAGCACUAUCAUCUAUCGCGCACCGUUGGCUGAUGGCCGCAUCCAGUUCCUUGAGAUCCAACGCGAGCUCACGAACAGACAGGAGGUGCGGCGCUGCACUCUGUCCCCGCUGAUGCAGGCUACUCGCGAAGACAUCGCCUUCCCUGGACUGCCAGCAUUCGACCAGUUUGAAUUUGUCGGUUACACGACCGUCGAAGGCCGGUCUCUAGUGGAGCGCUGGCGGCGUAUAGUCAAGAAUGAACCGGGAGAAGCAGGCGCGGUGCAAGGGGAAUCUCUAACCGUCACUCAUGAGAUGUUCAUUGUCAGAGACAAGGGACUAGCGGUGCCACUAAGAUACUCCGUAGUCACAGACAGCUCAGUCCUCGGGCCCAGCAGCGACAGCUACACCCACCGCUACAUCUUGCUCGACGGUCCAACCUCCCCGGUCCUCCCCGACACCUCCAGAGACUGCGACACGUUUGAGGAGUACCCGGUGGAGCAUAGUCUCCAGAAGAGGGCCAUUGGGUUUGCGUCGAGGGUGCUGGCUAAGUUUGACCCGAUCAGAGAAUUCGCUGGGGCGACCAGGGAUCUUCGAUAUGACUCCAUCUUGGAUGACUUCAAAACGCAGUUUAAACGCAAAUACCUCGACCCAGCCGAAGAAGCCGUCCGCAAAACCCUACUUAUCAAAUCCUCCCGUUUCAUCGAGGCCGGCAACCGCCUGUCAUCGGGAUUCAAAAUGGCGGCCAACUUCAUGGCGGACAGACUUGACGACGAGAUCAACCAGUUGUUGGGCGUGGAGGCGCCGCCAGAGGGCACUAGCGAGCGCAGUCUCGUGCCCUUCCCGUAUUCCGAGAGUGAAGUUAGGAGCAUUCCGCUGGAAGACGAGUUCGAUUGGAGACCGCUCGGGGCUGUUUCGCCUGUGAGAUUCCAAGAGACGACGUGCUCAUCAUGCUGGGCCUUUGCCGUGGCGGGCUCAACAGAGGGCGCGCUCUUCAAGAAGACCAACAAACUGGUACCGCUCAGUCCUCAGUGCCUCGUGGACUGCGGCAAACCGUUCGGCACUAACGGCUGCAACGGGACAUGGCCCAGCUUCGCUUACGACUAUGUGAAGGCGCGUGGACUACCCGCGUGGGACGAGUACACCAACUACCAGGCUAAGGUGUUGCAGUGCAAGGAUCAAUCCGUUCCGCCGGUCACGCAUAUCAGCGGACACGUCAACGUCACCGCCUUCAGCGAGGAGGCCCUCAAGGUGGCGAUCAAGAAUCAUGCGCCGUCAGUCGUCAUAGUCGACGCAAAGGCACAGAGCUUCAUCUACUACAAGUCUGGAGUGCUGAAGGACAAACGCUGCGGUCAAAACAAACCACGCCUCAACCACGCCGUCCUCGCCGUGGGCUGGGGCUCCAAAGACACCCCCCACUUCAUCAUAAAGAACACCUGGAGUGAAAAAUGGGGAGAAAACGGGUUUAUCCGCAUCUCGCCGGACUCCUGCGCGGUGCUAGAGCGCCCGUCGUACUCUUUAGUCGAGGAACCGAACAUUGACAGAGCGGAGUUGAGAGCGGCCGCUGCUAGUCUUAAAGCUUAGGUUUAUGCCAAAUCCACCAUUUUGUGUCCUUCUGAUUUCUGAAUCUCAAAUAGGGUAGCAGAAGACGUGUAAAAUGUAAUGAGUCAUUUAUGGAGAGACGUCUGGGAUCUAGGAGGAUAUUUAAAUAAAGUACUGUUUAAGUAGA
Leguminivora glycinivorella is the source of this 2971-nucleotide messenger RNA. RefSeq lists its product as uncharacterized. The transcript is spliced from 16 exons. The coding region runs from base 106 to 2826 and encodes 906 amino acids. Gene Ontology annotation, cellular component: lysosome. The record is from RefSeq and is a predicted model, not a curated record. Lineage: Eukaryota; Metazoa; Arthropoda; Insecta; Lepidoptera; Tortricidae. Gene Ontology annotation, molecular function: cysteine-type endopeptidase activity.